UGCAUAGAACCAAAUCAGCCUUUCAAAGCUUAUAUGAAACAGCUGCUACCCAAGCGUUUCCAUUAUUCUUAUAACGACCGGAUUGAACCAUUGCACUUUUAUUUAGACUCCCAAUGGCAGCUUGCUCGGAAACCGCUUGAGAUUAAAAGCUGCAUAGGUGGAUUUCAUGGCUCAGACAAUCGCUUCCCCAGUAUGCAGGCUAUCUUUAUUGGGUUUGGACCAGGAUUCAAGUUUCGUACUCAAGUUGAUCCAUUUGAAAACAUUGAAGUAUAUAAUUUAAUGUGUGAUUUGCUUGAUUUGAAACCAGCCCCAAACAACGGAACUCAUGGACGCCUAAAUCAUCUUUUAAGGAACCCUGUUUACACUCCCCACCAUCCCAAAGAAACAAGCCAUCCUUCUGAAUGCUCUGUGGUGGGACAAAGAGCCUUUUCAGUGAGCCUUGGCUGCUCCUGCAGGACAGGGGGCUUGCCAAUAAGGGAUUUUCAUCAGCGUUUAAAUCUCACUGAAACAGAAGUUAAGAAGAUAGAGAAACUUACUUUACCCUACGGACGGCCCAGGGUUCUGCAGAAGAGACAUAAUUACUGCCUCCUUUACCAUUGCCGCUAUGUUAGUGGGUACAGCAAGGACUACAGGAUGUCUCUGUGGAGCGCGUACACUGUUAACAAAGAUGACAAAUGGGUUUCUGCUACAGAAGAUAUCUCCAGCUGUUUACACAAGGAUGUUCGUAUUUCUUUUAAUCAUAACCAGACAUGUUUGUUUUACAACAAUCAUCCUCACCUAACUUACGGAUUCCUUUCUCCUCCAGAUUUUAUGACAGAUGCAAAGAAACCUCACUAUGAUGCCUUGCUUACCAGCAACAUUGUGCCAAUGUAUCCUGCAUUUAAAGUGUUAUGGAACUACUUCCAUCAGUACCUGCUACCUGAAUACGCUGCAGCCAGGAGCGGUGUCAAUGUAGUCAGUGGUCCUGUGUUUGAUUAUGACUCUGAUGGGCUCUAUGAUACCCCAGAAAAGGUGAAAAGACACCCCAGUAAUUCAGAAGUUCCAGUUCCAACUCACUUCUUCAUUGUGCUGACUAGUUGUAAAAAUACUUCUGAAACUCCUCUGGAGUGUGAAGGGGCUCUAGAUGCCUUGUCUUUCAUUGUACCUCACAGAGAAGACAACAGUGAAAGCUGUGCAGAUGGCAAGUCUGAGUCCACGUGGGUUGAAGAGAGAAUGAAGUUUCAUACAGCUCGGAUCAGAGAUAUAGAAUUACUUACUGGACUCAGCUUCUAUCAAGACAGAAAACAGCCGAUAUCUGAGAUUUUACAGUUAAAAACAUAUUUACCAACUUUUGAAACGGUCUGAUUUUUCCUAUGGAAUGUUGUUAUCCAUUUCACAACUGAUUUGUAAAUAGACUGUUUUUAAUGAAAACAUUUUUUUAAAAUAAGCUGGAACAUUUAUUGAGAACUCUUGACCAAAAUGCCAGUAGGGAGGAGAGUGGGUGCCAUAUUUGUAUCUCAGGGACUCCUGAUGGACUGUGUAUGUAACACAGGAUGGCAGCUCCUGUCAUUCCCACUUGAAUGUGGUAGAACCAUGUCCAUUAUUAAAUGCUAACAACAUUUGAUCUUCAUAGUCUGAGACACGAACAAAAAUGUUAUCUUUUAUAUGCACUGGAGAAGGAGAAGUUUAUAAAGCAUGGGUUGUGAUCAAU
Fulmarus glacialis (Northern fulmar) is the source of this 1690-nucleotide messenger RNA. Its product is annotated as ectonucleotide pyrophosphatase/phosphodiesterase family member 1-like. Gene Ontology annotation, biological process: regulation of bone mineralization; negative regulation of fat cell differentiation; nucleoside triphosphate catabolic process. The transcript is spliced from 11 exons. Lineage: Eukaryota; Metazoa; Chordata; Aves; Procellariiformes; Procellariidae. Gene Ontology annotation, cellular component: cell surface. The record is from RefSeq and is a predicted model, not a curated record. The annotation marks the transcript as partial. Gene Ontology annotation, molecular function: nucleic acid binding; phosphodiesterase I activity; metal ion binding.